Lodderomyces margitis is the source of this 1359-nucleotide messenger RNA. RefSeq names its product origin recognition complex subunit 5. NCBI's taxonomy places the organism in Eukaryota, Fungi, Ascomycota, Pichiomycetes, Serinales, Debaryomycetaceae. Bases 1 to 1359 code for a protein of 452 amino acids. Gene Ontology annotation, molecular function: DNA replication origin binding. The transcript has 2 exons. The record is from RefSeq and is a predicted model, not a curated record. Gene Ontology annotation, biological process: DNA replication; DNA replication initiation. Gene Ontology annotation, cellular component: nuclear origin of replication recognition complex; nucleus.
AUGGUUUCAAAUCAGUGGGUAAAUCACUCGUGUCAUGGUGUCAGUGGUGGAGGAGAUCUCAACGUGUCGAAACAGGAUGAGUUGGCGUUAACGCUGGCGAUCUCGGAUCAAUUUGCCACGUUUUUGGCAUCAUUGGAGAGCUUGUUUUAUAUGACGGAGUACCUGGCCCAUCAUGUAUUGGUAUUAGAUCGAUUCGAUGAAUGUUUAGAAAAUUGUGCCGAAUUCAUAUCGGCAUUUGCUAAAGUGAGAGAAUGUUCAGCCGUGCAAAACUUGACGGUGGUUGUGGUGAUGAGCAGUGGUGUACCUCGACAGUGUGUCACGUUGACUAAUCCAACAAUUGAAUUUAAACCCUAUAGUGAAGACCAAGUGGUGCGCAUAUUCCAGGAUGGUCAAUUAUGCGAAUUGAAAAUGAUGCAGGAGGAAGGAGACGGAAAGGAGAAGCAAGUCAUGACUACUGAGUUACAGAAGAGGGAGUUUUACAACCAGUAUGUGAAGUUUGUCGUUGAUCUGUAUUACCUGUACACGGGUUCAAAUAUGAUUAUGUUGCGACACUUGAUUGUGAGCUUAUGGGAUAGAUUUAUCGAACCUUUGCGAUUGGGCUUGUACUCGAUUCACGAAGUGGUGAAAGUUUUUAAACAUAAUAUUGACUUGUUCACCAAUGACAAAAUCAUUAGUAAUUCAUCGAUACCCGACUACAAGACCCUCCACGAUGAUGAUGAAAACCAAGAGCAAGAAGACGGAGCGAAUGGAAUAAAUGGUGGUGUUGCUGUUGGUGAGGGUGGUGAGGAAAAAGUCGGGUUGGGUAAUGUUCAAGAUUUACCCUACCAUUCCAAAUUCAUUCUCCUAGCGGCGUAUUUGGCUUCAUACGGCAACCAGCGUAACGACUUGCACAAGUAUUCUAAAGUCAAAGUAGUCAAGUAUAAGAAACGGGCUAGCAGAAAACCAAAGCUCAACAAUGGAUCGUCGUUGCAUUUAAGUAAAGAUGACAUCGAUUCCCGUAUGUUGACGGCAAACUACGUCGACUUGGAGCGCAUCUUGGCCAUAUUAUCAGUAAUAUACCAGCACUCAUCUGUGACAUUGAACCAAUCAGACAAGCACGACCUCUUGUACUUGGGUGAUGAAAUUGUUGAUUUGGAAAAUAAAAAACAGGUGGAGAAAUCUAAUUUUACCCUUACGCAAAAUAUUGAUUUGAAUUUACAAAUUGCUACAUUGUACUCAUUGGGUUUUUUAAGCAAGACGAAUAAUUCGGAUAUUUUGGCGGCGAGAAUUAGAUGGAAGUGUAAUUUGGAUUGGAAUAUGGCGGAAGCUAUUGCUAAAUCCGUCAAUUUCCCCAUUUCUGAUUUCUUAGAUGAUGAUUGA